This is a messenger RNA of Aspergillus mulundensis, 2718 nucleotides long. RefSeq names its product COPII subunit SEC24. Gene Ontology annotation, molecular function: zinc ion binding; SNARE binding. Gene Ontology annotation, biological process: endoplasmic reticulum to Golgi vesicle-mediated transport; COPII-coated vesicle cargo loading; intracellular protein transport. The record is from RefSeq and is a predicted model, not a curated record. Gene Ontology annotation, cellular component: endoplasmic reticulum exit site; COPII vesicle coat. NCBI's taxonomy places the organism in Eukaryota, Fungi, Ascomycota, Eurotiomycetes, Eurotiales, Aspergillaceae. The coding region runs from base 1 to 2718 and encodes 905 amino acids. The transcript has 3 exons.
AUGGCAUCUCCACAAGGGGGCUACCCUCCCCAGGAAGGGUACGGACAACAACCCGCGGGCUAUGGAGCCCCUGUUCAGCAGCCCGGGGAAGCUCCUCCCGCUCCACAAGCCCACGCCGGAGGGAAAAAGAAGAGAGCAUAUGCUGGAGAGGCCUUCGAGUUCGGCUCCGGUGCGAAUGCUGCCCUCGGUGGUCAGCCGCCUGCCGGUGGUAGCUACGGGGCAUACCCUCAACAGCCUGCCUACGGAGCCGAUCCGUCGCAGAUGGCUCAAGGAUAUGCUCCUCCAGUUGCCCCGGGAGUCGCACAGAUGACCCAGCAGUUUGGUGCUAUGGGUGUCACGGAUCCUCACCUUAUGCCACCUCAACCGGCUCCCCAAGCUCCCCAGGCCCCGCGAGCAGUUCCCCUCAAUCAACUCUACCCGACCGACCUGCUCACCCAGCCGUUCAAUGUUGCCGAGCUCGACUAUCCUCCCCCUCCUAUCGUCCUGGCGCCUGGGACCAGCGUUUACCCCUCUCCCUAUGCGAACUGCCCUUCGAAAUAUGUGCGCUCCACACUCAAUGCCGUCCCGACAACGCACUCGCUUCUGAAGAAGUCAAAACUCCCCUUCGCUCUUGUCAUUCAACCAUACGCUGCCCUCCACGAUGCCGAAGACCAAGUUCCAGUAAUCCCAGACCAAGUCAUCUCGCGUUGCCGACGCUGCCGAUCUUAUAUCAACCCCUUUGUGACAUUCCUGGACCAUGGACAUCGCUGGCGUUGCAACAUGUGCAAUCUGACCAACGAUGUACCGCAGGCGUUCGAUUGGGACACAACUCUCCAGAAGCCAGCAGACAGGGCACUGAGAGCUGAUCUCAACCACGCAGUGGUGGAAUUUGUGGCCCCUCAGGAAUACAUGGUUCGACCUCCGCAGCCGCUGGUUUAUCUCUUCCUGAUCGACGUGAGCUAUUCGUCGGUAACCAACGGUCUUCUGGCUACGAGUGCCCGGUGCAUCAAGGAAAGCUUGGACCGAAUUCCCAAUGCAGACCGACGGACAAGACUCGGUUUCCUCGCCGUCGAUUCCAGCCUUCACUAUUUCAGCAUCCCUCGGGAUGGCUCAGAGACAUCCGACCCGCGUAUGCUGGUCAUCAGUGAUCUAGACGAGCCUUUUCUUCCCAUUCCCGGAGAUCUACUGGUAACUCUGAGUGAGUGCCGUGAGAACAUCGAGGUCUUCCUCGACAAGCUGCAGGAGAUGUUCCAGAACACCCAGAACAACAGUUGCGCCAUGGGCUCGGCCCUGCGUGCUGGAUACAAGCUUAUUUCUCCCGUCGGAGGUAAAAUGACUGUUCUCACCUCUUCUUUGCCCAACGUCGGCCACGGUGCUUUGACCAUGCGAGAAGAUAAGAAAGUUCUCGGAACAAGCAAGGAGAGCGGUCUGCUUCAGACCGCGAACAGCUUCUACAAGAGUUUCGCUGUUGAGUGUUCCAAGGCGCAGGUGUCUGUGGAUAUGUUCUUGUUCUCAUCUCAGUACCAAGAUGUGGCGUCACUCAGCAAUCUCCCCAGAUACACAGGUGGUCAGACAUAUUUCUACCCCGGCUGGAAUGCUGCCCGUAGUGAGGAUGCGAUCAAGUUUGCGCGCGAGUUUUCUGACUACUUGUCCUCCGAAAUCGGUCUCGAGGCCGUGCUUCGUGUCCGCGCCACCACUGGUUUGCGCAUGAGCACAUUCUACGGUAACUUCUUCAACCGCAGCUCCGAUCUCUGCGCCUUUCCUGCCUUCCCUCGUGACCAAGCAUACGUUGUCGAGGUCGCGAUUGAUGAGACCGUCACAAAGCCUGUCGUCUGCAUGCAAACAGCGGUGCUUCACACGACCUGCAAUGGCGAGCGCAGGAUCCGAGUCUUGACCCUGGCGCUGCCUACUACACAGAAUCUGGCCGACGUUUAUGCUUCGGCUGACCAGCAAGCUAUUGCUACCUUCUUCAGCCACAAAGCCGUUGAACGGACACUUGGAAGCGGUCUGGAGCAAGCUCGCGAAGCCCUACAAGCGAAGGCUGUGGAACUGCUAUCCACCUACCGAAAAGAACUUGCUGGUGGAAGCGUUGGUGGCGGCGGCCUCCAAUUCCCCGCCAACCUUCGAGGCCUGCCUGUCCUUUUCCUCGCGUUGAUCAAGAAUCUCGGUCUACGCAAGUCGGCGCAGAUACCGACGGAUAUGAGAUCUGCGGCUCUUUGCCUGUUAUCAACCCUCCCUCUCCCACUCCUCAUCCAAUACAUCUACCCGAAAAUGUACUCUCUUCACGAUAUGCCCGAUAACGCCGGCUUGCCAGAUGAGCAGACCGGCGAAAUCGUCCUACCGCCCACUGUUAAUCUGUCCUCCGAGCGAAUAGUUCCUUAUGGUCUCUACCUCAUCGAUGACGGCCAGACUCAGUUCCUGUGGGUUGGACGUGAUGCGGUGCCGCAGCUCCUACUUGACGUCUUUGGCCUAGCUGAUAGGUCCCAACUCCGGGUUGGCAAGCAAAACCUCCCUGAGCUGGACAAUGACUUCAACGGACGGGUCCGGGCGGUUGUGGAGAAGAGCCGGGACCAUCGGUCGAAGGGUGUGGGCAGCAUUGUGGUGCCACACCUGUAUGUGGUCAAGGAGGAUGGAGAGCCCGGCCUUCGUCUGUGGGCGCAGACGAUGCUGGUGGAAGACAGAGCGGACCAGGGGGUCAGUCUGGCGCAAUGGAUGGGCUCACUGAGGGAGAAGGUUUGA